AUGGUAUGGUGUGGCGUCCGCGGGGGUCGAACCCGGGGUCGAUCACAGUCCCGGCCCCGCCUCUCCCACCACGAUUACGCGAGGAUCACAUCCGUUGUCCGCUUCCUUUGUGCGGUAUCCACCGCCGCCAGCCGGCCAGUUCACAAGCAGCCGUUGCGAAAUGAUCGCGGCGUGGCGGCCGUGAAAAAAAUUGUCUUCGUUAUCCACAGGUCCGAGGGGAAGAGAAGACGUGCCGCGUCCAACCCCGCGCGCCGCCACAGACCGGCCAGAGACGUCGCUUUUUCUCCCCCCGGACGUGACGUCGUCUCCUGGCGGCGCCGGGCAGGGCGCUGUAACUGCCGCCUUCACGCACAGAUGUCGCCACGGUCGGCUGCGCCCGCCGCCGCCGCCGCCCCCGCCGCCGUCCAACCGGAGUCCGGCGUCGCUGCGCUACAAAUAAAAAAUACGACCGACGCCGCCGCUCUCGGGGGUUUCCCGUCAGCUCCAGAUAAUAAAAGCCACUGGGCCGGCGGCGGCGCCCGGACCCGAGUGGCAAAAAGAACGCCUCUGGAAUGGCGCUGGGGAAAACGGACCAGCCACCCCACGAGAAACUGCCACCGCCUUCCCUUCUCGCUUCCUGCUGCUCCUCCUCCUCCUGCGCCUUGGCCUGCUGUUCUUUCUCCUCCGUCUCGGUGAUGCAGCGGUUUCCUUAUUUUCUUUCCUCUCCGUACUCCCUCUCUCACCCACACAGACACGUAGCGAGCGGGCGAAGAAAUGUUCUGAGGAAAUUACUGCCCUGGUGGGAAGGGGGUGGGAAGAUGGGUCGCUGGGUCUCGUGGAGGGUAGUGUGUGUGCGUGUAUGUGUGUGUGUUUUUGAGAUAAGGACAGAGGAAGAGAGAGAGAGAGAGAGAGAGAAUUGCAGGGACACCGAGAGUGCAAGAAACUGGCACUGCCAGGGAAAGAGAAGCAGUUCAGAAGUAGGGGGGAAGGGGAGGGGGCGGUGCUAGCUCGACGGAGAGAGCAGAGGUUUGCCGGAGCGGGCGAAAAAAUACACUUGGCUAAGAGAUUGUCAACAAAUUUAUAUCCCGGCGGCGCCUGUGGAGAGGGCGCGCUGUUUAUGAUUGGCGCCGCCGGUUUUGUCGGGGGUGUCGUGCGCCUGGCGGCGGCGCCGACGCAACCCGCGCGUCUAUAAUUCAGGCCCUCGUCCUCCGCCCCCGGGGCGGCGCUGAUUUAUCGCGGCUGUUAUUCCCAGCCGCGGGACUCGUCGCCGUGGGCGGUGUUCCGCGCUGUUGCGCGGCCACAAUGCGAGAGAGAGGCAGCUGCCGCCGCCGGCCGCGAGGAUAACUCAGCCGCCAGCGCUGAGCCGCCGCAGUCAGUCCGGCCGCGCCGCAGAUGGUGCCGGACCAAAGUUCGCGCAUACUUCUCCGCAGAACAGCCCGCGACGGACGUACAGCUGUUUCCCGAACUCGGACCUCUUGAACUUCGCAAAAUUUCUCUGCUUUUCGGCGUGAGUUGUGGAACGCCUUGAUGUCUGGAACGUGCUUGGUGAUACACGACGGUAUCACUCACGCCACAAGUGUUUGUGUAGGAUGGUGUGGAGACGUCUAUAGCUCCAUCACUCACACUAUAUGCACAAUGCACAUAUGAAUCAAGAUAUCCAUUUU
Molecule: messenger RNA, 1643 nt
Organism: Schistocerca serialis cubense
Lineage: Eukaryota; Metazoa; Arthropoda; Insecta; Orthoptera; Acrididae
Exons: 3
Coding region: 1-675 (224 amino acids)
Source: RefSeq, a predicted model, not a curated record